AUGUUUGAUUGGUUAGAAUAUUCUGAGGACAAAGAUGCUGCUUAUUGUUUACCUUGCUUUCUUUUUGCUAAAAAGCCAACGGGGCGGUUUGGAGGUAGUGCAUUUACUAUUGAAGGAUUUCGCAAUUGGAAGAAAGUUAACGAUGGUACGCAUUGUUCUUUUUUGGUCCACAUGGGAAAUGGGCCAUGUUCACCUCAUAAUAAUGCUGUUAAGUGUUGUGACAAUUUGAAGAAUCAAUCUCAACAUAUUGAUAGGGUGAUAGAUAAGCAAACUUUGGAAGAAAAAUUGAACAAUCGAUUGCGAUUAAAGACUUCAAUCGAAUAUAUUCGUUAUUUAGCAUAUCAAGGAUGUCCUUAUAGAGGUCAUGACGAAGGUCCCGAUUCUAAAAAUAGAGGCAAUUUUCUUGAGUUGAUAAAACUUAUGUCCAGUUUCAACGACGAUAUUGCUAAGGUUGUUUUAGAAAAUGCUCCACAAAAUGAAAAAUAUACUUCACCUCAAGUCCAAAAAGAUAUUUUACAUGUCUUGGCAAAAAGAGUGCGAGAUGCAAUUCGUGAAGAAAUUGAACGCUUCUUUGAUAUUGUCCAAGUUAAAGAUGCAUCGGCAUUGACUUUAAAGGAUAAAAUAUCUGAUGUUCUUUCUCAAAAUUGUCUUGAUAUUCAAAGUAUUCGUGGACAAGGGUAUGAUGGUGCUAGCAAUAUGCGUGGUGAAUGGAAAGGAUUGCAAGCAUUAUUUCUUAAUGAAUGUUCUUGUGCAUAUUAUGUUCAUUGUUUUGCACAUCGAUUACAAUUAGCAUUAGUUGCUGCAUCUCGAGAGGUAACUGUUGUUCAUGAUUUCUUCUCAAAUUUGAAUUUCAUUAUCAAUGUGGUUAGUGCUUCAUGUAAACGUCAUCGUAAUCUGCAAGAUGCUCCAGAAGCAGAUAUCGCAUAUUUGAUAGCCAUUGAGGAACUUGAAACUGGAAAAGGAGCUAACCAAAUUGGCACUUUGAAAAAAGCUGGUGAUUCUCGUUGGGGUUCUCAUUUUUAUUCUAUUUGUAGCUUACUAAGGCUGUUUAAUCCUGCUUGUUCAGUACUUGAAAAAAUUAUAAAAGAAGGAUCCACUUACUCUCAACGUGGGGAUGCUGAAGCUGCUUAUGAAAUGAUUACAUCAUUUAGAUUCAUAUUCAUUUUACAUUUGAUGAGGGAAAUAAUGGGUACCACUGAUUGUCUUUCUCAACAUUUGCAACAAAAAUCUCAAGACAUCUUGAAUGCUAUGCAAUUAGUUUCUAAUACAAGUACUCCUCCAAAAAUUGAGAAAUGA
Corylus avellana is the source of this 1296-nucleotide messenger RNA. RefSeq lists its product as uncharacterized. NCBI's taxonomy places the organism in Eukaryota, Viridiplantae, Streptophyta, Magnoliopsida, Fagales, Betulaceae. The record is from RefSeq and is a predicted model, not a curated record.